This is a messenger RNA of Diaporthe citri, 1422 nucleotides long. RefSeq lists its product as uncharacterized. Bases 1 to 1422 code for a protein of 473 amino acids. Lineage: Eukaryota; Fungi; Ascomycota; Sordariomycetes; Diaporthales; Diaporthaceae. The transcript is spliced from 3 exons. The record is from RefSeq and is a predicted model, not a curated record.
AUGCGCAUGGGGGCGAUCCGUAGUAGCGGCAGCUUCGUCGGGUUCUCCAUGUUUCCAAACGGGACACUGUCCAGUCUGGGCCUGGAUCUGGACUCGGCAUGCGAGAGUGCCCUAUACCAGACCGUCGACUGCGACGACGCGACCUCGACCUUGAUGACCGACGGGUACAUCGGUAGUUUCGACAACGCCACGCUGACAGCAUCCGUCUGCGCAGCGGGUUGUGGGAGCUCGCUCGCGCAACUGCACGCGGAUGUGGCCACGAGCUGUGGCGAAGCAGCCAAGCUCAUCGACGGCCUCCCGUUUCUGAGCCUCGUCGAUAUGCUCUGGAGCAACUGGAACCAAUCGUGCUUCUACGACCCUGCCACGGGAGAGAAUUGCAACGAUGUCAUUGCUGCGUUCUCCAACGUCACCGACGUGACCCUCCUGCCUACCGAGGAUCUCUGUUCCUCCUGCUACCUGCAAAAGUUCGCCCUGCUACAAGCGGAUGCCUUCUCGGGCGUCUACGAAGAAAACUGGCAAUCCACCUACGAAACGGUCGCCGCUGCGUGCAAUGUCACAGUGGCCGACUUCAACAUCACCGACAGCGCCUUCAACGUGACCGUACCCACCACCGAAACCAACUGCGUGUCCGGCAACACGUACACAGCCCAAGCCGGAGACACAUGCGACGCCAUCGCCCUGGCCCACAGCGUCUCGGCCGCGUCCCUGUACCACAUCAACUCCAACAUCCACAACUGCUCCGCCGUGGCGGCCGGGACCACGCUGUGCCUGCCGCUCGCCUGCGCGACGACAUACACGGUGCAGGCCGACGACACAUGCACCGGCAUCGCCGUCGACGCGGGCCUGUACACGUCCGACGUGCGCGCCUUCAACACGCUGCUGGACUGGAACUGCACGAACCUGCACGCGACCAACCCCUACUGGGGCGCCACGCUAUGCGUGUCGACGCCGGGCGGCACGUACAACAGCAGCGGCGCGACGGCGGCGACGGGGGCAGGGGAUGAUUCCGCCGCCGCUGCCGUCGUAGAUCCGCCUGCUGGUGCCACGAUCUGCCUCAACUACGGCGUCGCCAUCAACCUGUUCACGGCGGCCAACCCGGCGUUGAACAAGACGACGUGCGACGACGACCUGGUGCUGGGCGAUGCCUACUGCUUGGACCCCAUCACCGGCUGGGACUGGACGGGCACGGCGUCGGCCUCUGCGAACGCCACAGCGACAGUCAGCGGGGCCGUGCCGACCCCGACGGAGCCGGGCGCCAUUGAUAGCUGCACCGUGUGGCAUUGUACCGUCAGCGGGGAUACGUGCUAUGAUAUCGCGCAGACCGCGGGCAUCGCGCUGGAUGAUUUUUAUGCUUGGAAUACGGAGGUUGGUGAUGAUUGCAGCGACUUGUGGCUUAACUACUAUGUCUGCGUCGGAGUGUGA